Molecule: messenger RNA, 6279 nt
Organism: Brassicogethes aeneus
Lineage: Eukaryota; Metazoa; Arthropoda; Insecta; Coleoptera; Nitidulidae
Source: the annotation of a GenBank genome assembly
UUAUUCUUGCCGUUUGAGCCGGUUGGAUGCCUUUAGCAUUUAAGACAAGUGAACUGUUUGCGUUGUAUUUUUUAGGGGAAUCGCGUUCAGAAAAAAAAUAAACAAUAACAAGAUCUCAAUAUUAAUUCUCGUUUUUGUGGAUCGGUUUUGAUUUUCUCAAAAGUGUCAUUUCUUAUUUUAUUAUGACUAUCAAGCUUUUUACUUCGUGAUGUGUGUGUGGUGAUUGUUUAAUUUAUUUUCGUUUUUUUUGGCAUACGUCUGUGUCUAGUGAUUCAAUUUCACUAUAAUGGAUUAUAAUGUUUAUAAAAGUUGGUAGCUCCCUUAGGAAGCAUUUUAGGACCCAUGUGGGUGACGGUGCUAUGGCCUGGCAUGGGAGGGUCCAGCCCGGUCUGCUGCUUCUCCUCUUCUCCUUCGUCGUUAUAUCAGAGGGCACGGCUAAAAGCUUAGAACCAUAUCGAUACAUGUAUGAAACUGCUUACGCUUGCGAAGGAAAAACACUAAAGAUCGAGUGCAAAGAGGGAGAGCUGAUAAAGUUAAUAAGAGCGAAUUACGGAAGAUUUUCGAUAACAAUAUGCAACGACCACGGAAACACCGAUUGGAGCGUCAAUUGCAUGUCCCCAAAGUCCUUGCAAGUUUUAUUAAGAAGCUGCAUUCAAAACAAUAAUUCCUCAUGUAUAAUCGAUGUUAAUAAUGAUACAUUUGGGGAUCCAUGUCAGGACACAUACAAAUACAUUGAAGUACAUUAUUAUUGUGAUGCAACAACCACCACAACAACAGUAAGACCUAGUCCACCGUGGCUAAUAACGUCACAAUCGCCCAUGUGGAGUACAAUAAAACCUUCGGCUCGCCCCGCACCUGCACCGCAAACCCCUAAAGUUUCAGUAACCCCAGCAAAUCGCCCGACGCCGUCGACAACGGCUAAAGUGGCCACCGCGCGCGCCAGACCUCAGCCCAAUCAACCGAACGUCAACAAUUCCUCCCGCACUCCCGUGGCCUCGCCGCCCAACGAAGAAAACAACACCAUCCCCGAUGAGAUUACAACUUUACCCUAUACUACUACCGCCCCCAGAAAAAUUACAUAUGAAAGCACUCUGCCAAACACGGACAUAUCACCUAUGGUACCUAGCGUAAUACCUAUAUCAACAGAUGAUGAAUCCUUACCAAAUCACUGCAGCUCGAAGACAGUGCGCGGUAUUUACUGGAAUCGCACAAAAUUGGGCGAAAGUAAGACCCUGAACUGCCCCGAUGGCACUCAAGGUUUCGCCAAGUGGUCGUGUUUGGAGGUGAACUCGACUCCGCGAUGGUCACCGGAGUUUCCGGAUUUAAGCAAGUGCAAGUCGGUGUGGUUGACAAGUUUGGAUAACAGAGCUGGAAGAGAUCCGCCAAUUUCAAUAGCUAGCGAUUUGGCUAAAGUGACCAGCAGCAAAACCUUGUAUGGUGGCGAUAUGAUCAUUACGACCAGGAUUGUGCAGAAAAUGACGCAAAAAAUGUCGCAGGAUAUACAAACUUUCCCCGAUACCAGACAAAGGGAAGAAAUUGUUACAGAGCUGCUGGAAGAUGUGGCCAAAACCGGUAGCAACUUGCUCGAUCCCUCGCAACUGCCAUCAUGGAGGGAUUUGAGCUACAAGGAGCAAAUGAGUGUUGCUACCUCGUUGCUCAUCGGUCUUGAGGAAAACGCUUUUCUGCUCGCUGAUACUGUUAUGAGCAAUAAGGUUGUCGAUAGGGAGUUCAAGAAUAUAUUAUUGUCAGUCCGCGUUUUAGACACAAAAUCUCUGAGCACGGAAGUUUUCCCUUCGAACACGAAAAACAAGUGGAUUGGCAGCAAUGACUCCAUCGAGCUGCCUAAAGGUCCGCUUUUGGAGAAUAGCGACGGUAAUUUCGUGCGACUCGUCUUCAUCGCGUUCGACAGGUUGGAGGAGAUUCUUCAAUGGCAGCCGGAUAACGCCGAUCCGAACUCCAACAAAAACGUCACCAGGAUAUUGAACAGCAAAGUAAUAUCGGCUAGUUUGGGGAAAGGCAGGCAUAUUCAGCUGAGAGAGCCGGUAAGGCUCACCCUGAAGCACCUUAAGGUGGAGAACGUCAGCAAUCCCACGUGCGUCUUCUUGGACUACACCACCAAUAGUUGGAGCGAAGAAGGGUGUCACGUGGACACCCAGGCGUCCAAUAAUACGCACACAGUCUGCCUGUGCGAUCAUCUAACAAACUUCGCCAUCUUAAUGGAUGUCCACGCCAUCUAUCUGCCGAUACAGCACGAGAUUUCCUUGCAAGUUAUCACCUACGUUGGCUGUAUUAUUUCCGUGGUUUGCCUUGUACUUGCAGUGAUUAGUUUUUUAGCCAUAAAAGGAAUCAAGAGCGAUCGGAACACAAUACAUUGGAACUUGUGUUUAUGUCUCCUAAUAGCUGAAGUCAUCUUUCUAGUCGGUAUCACUCAAACCCAAAAUAGAGUACUAUGCGGCACAAUAGCCGGGCUACUGCAAUACUUUUUCCUCUGCGCCUUCAUGUGGAUGCUUCUUGAAGGUUUUCAACUCUACGUUCUUCUAAUCGAAGUGUUCGAAGCAGAAAAAUCGCGCAUCAAAAAAUAUUGCUGCUGCGCAUACAUAAUACCAGCCCUCGUCGUCGGAAUAUCGGCUUUGAUCUACCCCCAAGGCUACGGCACUGAACGACAUUGCUGGCUUCAAACCGACAAUUAUUUUAUUUACACGUUUGUUGGAAUCGUAAUGGUUAUUUUAGUUUUAAAUGUAAUAUUUUUAACACUAGCAAUAGUAAUGAUGUGUCGUCAUGCUAGUUCGUCAGUAUCGAUGAAGAAUAAAGAACAUUCCAGACUUGCUAGCACUAGUGGAAAGGAGGAAAAUGCACUUCAAAACAAAUUGCAAGUUAACUUGGCAUGGCUCAAAGGCGCUGUAGCCUUAGUGUUCCUCCUAGGUUUAACCUGGGCUUUCGGAUUCCUCUACAUUAACGAAGAAUCGGUCGUGAUGGCGUACAUAUUUUGCGUAUUUAACUCCCUCCAGGGCCUCUUUAUAUUCGCAUUCCACUGCGUACAGAACGAAAAGAUUCGUAAGGAGUACCGGAAAUUCAUCAGGAAACACUCAUGGCUGCCGAAAUGUUUAAGAUGCUCGAAGGUUUCGAGCCCGCAGAACAGCAGUUCCGGCGGAAGUUCCGGCUUGAGCGGCGGCGGCAAGGAGCGGCGCACCAGCGUUUACGCGGGCUCGAACGGAAACCCGGCGUCGGGCACAAAUUCGCAUUCGACCGACAAUUCAGUUCUGUCGCCUCAUGGACAAAGUGUGGGUACCAACUCGAAUAUUGCGAUCUCCAACACCCUUAAUAACGCGCGUCCGACCGUAUUAGUUCAGGUUCUUACUAGAACUGACUUGAACAAUGCAAGUACCACUACCGUCAACCAUAAUCGGCUACAUAACGUGUCUCAGCAAGUUGCACCGCGGUUGGAAUUCCCAAAGUUGCAGCAAUGUGAAUCACGUGGGCAAACCUGUAACCACUUCUACUUCGGCCAACAUGGCUGCUACUCUGUGUCGCCCGACCUUAACUCCCGGACACACGUACCAACCCCCUUCCGUUGACCUUAAACCGACUAACACCCCCAACACUUCCACCCUACCGUACAUUAGAAAUUUUUGUAAAAAUACCAAUAACCCUAAUCCUAACAUACCCAAGUCUAUUUCUACCUGGGGUCCAUUACAAAAACCUCACUGGAAGUCAUAUAGUCGUGAUUCGGGACAUGGCGGGUCUGAGAAGGAGGAAUCGCCUCGUUCGCACGCGAUGCUGUCCAACAUGAACACGGUAGGGCGCAGAUACAUGCCGACCUCGGAGCAGGAGAUGAUGACGCAACAGCAGCAAAUCUACAACGACUACGGGUUGAGGAUGCAAAACACUUUGCCGCACCCGAUGCACUUGAACUUGAAGAAGAAGAACAACGGGAGUUACAACGGCAAGCAAGGCAACUGGAAUCACCACACGUACAGCGAAAUCGACGGCAGGGGCGUUCGAGGCUACGAAGACGAUCCCGUGUACGAGGAGAUCGAGCGCAACGAGAUCCAAGUGAGCGACAUGAGCGACGAGGACGGGAAGAGGCAGAGCGACAUGAGCAGGCAGUCUUCCAGGUCCUACGGCGAUCACAGGCCGUUGAUUCCGCACAGCCCGGGCGCCGAUAGAAGCAAGGAGCUGCUGAGAUACAACUGCAUCAAUCAGCCGACUGCGCCGGACGUUGAUACUUACCGUUCCCGGCCCACAAUAGUGUAUCGCGGCAACGGCGGCGAUUUGCGCUCGCUGGCCGCCGUUUUGGACGGCGAGACGGUCGUUUGUCAUUUGGAACCUCCCGAUAUGUAUUCGCGCGACCCCUACAUGUCGAGAACACUGGCAAUGCCACCUUAUACUAGUGAGAGUUAGGAAAUUGCCAUUUCUAAGUGAUAUCUGUGAUUUUAACACAUGAUCAGACUCUAAGGUCAUUUUUUUAAUCAAUUAAUUAAUUGAUAUAUUAAGUAAGCCCCCUCUCAAAACUUUUUUAUCAACUGUACAAAUCCGAAAUUGUUCAUAUACCUUCCGGAUUUAAGAAACUUGAUUUUCAUUUUAUCAAGCUCCUUAAAUCCUAUAUAUAUAAAUAUAAUUAUUAGUAUGAUGUUAGGCGUAGGGUUUCAAGUAUAUGGACAAUUUAAAUUAUUCAUUAGAAAUGUUUAGUUGUGUAUAUAAUUUAUUUAAUUUUAUUUAGGUAUCCAAAUUGGCAACUAUUAAUUUAAAAAAGAGUGAAUUAAAUUUAUUGAACAAAGCUACUUUAUUUUUUAUUUACGCGCUCUUUUCAUUAAUAUUGCAACAUACGACUGGUCUAUUUUAUAUAAAAAAUGACUUCCUCUAAGUGUAUACGGGGCAUUCCCCGACCCCUUUCGAUUUGGCUAAAACUUUUUCUUCCGUAUAAAAAACAUUUUUCAGAAUGUUUUCAAAUAUCUAUAAUCUUUUCAAAAAAGGGAUUUAAAAAAAAUUUAAAAUGACAAUCAUCGAGAAAUUUUCUGAAAGAAAAAUAUAGAAAAAUUAUUCAGACCGAUCUUCUACGUAUUUUUUUAAUUUUCGGAAAAAACGAAAAUUUCUCGAUGAUUGCCAUUUUUAAUUUUUUUAAGUCCCUUUGAAAGCAAGAGUGUUGAAAAACAAUUUGUUGGGUGAAAAAACUCAACCAAAUCGAAAGUGGAAAGUAAUUGACAUCUGUAUGCUGAAUAAUGCUUUUUCAGUGCGUUACGUUUAACAGUGUUCUGUUUAUUUAAAGAUUGGUCUGAAACAUUCUGCAAAGUUUUAGAAACAUCCACAUAUUAUAAAACGUUCUAAAAUCAGAACAUUUCAAAACCUUUAGAACAUAAUGGACGUGUUAUACUAUUCUUAAACGUACACAUUGAUUCUUAAAUUUUGUACCAGUUAAGCUUUAAGAGGCAUAUUAGCAGGCACAACUGUAUAUAUAGUAAUAUCAAAAGCGUACGUACACCGUUUGCACUUGUUGGCAUUCUACCUAUAAAUAUUCUUAUGAUUUUUAGCGAAUCUAUAACGAGUUAAAAAUGUAUAUUUAUAUAGACUGGGUCUCGACUAUGUUUUAAUUUUACGCCCUGCACAAUGCCAUUUAAAAAUUAUCGAAUGUAUGUCUUUGCUUGGUGAUCUUGAUACUUUGAGCUGAACAUCACUUAUUCGUAGUUAAUAUUUAUAUCAGUUAGAUAGGUGAUGUUUGGCUUUGACUUGAAAGUAAAGUAAAAAUGGAUGUAUUUUUGUAAAAAUAAACAGGUAAUUAUUAAAAAUGUAUGUGUCAUACUAUUAAGGUUUCUUAAAUGUGUAUUAUAUAAAUCUUAUGAUACUGGCUCACUUAUUCCUUUACUUAUGGAGACCCAGCAUUUUUUUUAACUUACCGUAUAAUGGAUUUGAACAACAAUCCGCAGUUUUAAACCAAGUUUACACUUACUACUGCAAUCAACUGUCUAAGCUUGGUUUAAAUUAAACAACUUACCCUUACAUAUAUAAUAAAGUAUACAAAAACCUUUCAUAAUAUAAUUAAAAAAAACCUAGAUUAAAACAUACAAUGUUGAUUACUUUUCGUUUUUAAGUUAUUACAAUAAUUAUAAUGUAUAUAUUGUAUAGUGCUUUGUACAUGUUGAUUUUAUUGAAUGGUACGACUUAGUCAGGCGUAAUAAUAAUAAUAAUAAAAUCUGUUGGAGCUACGGUUUUUUAGGACUGGCCGUAGCCGCAAAAAAACCACACGAAAAUGUAUUAAAUUUUAAUAUAAAAUCACAAAGUCUG